Spathaspora passalidarum NRRL Y-27907 is the source of this 2672-nucleotide messenger RNA. RefSeq names its product alpha-mannosyltransferase. The transcript has a single exon. The record is from RefSeq and is a predicted model, not a curated record. Gene Ontology annotation, biological process: protein O-linked glycosylation. Gene Ontology annotation, cellular component: Golgi apparatus. The coding region runs from base 47 to 2326 and encodes 759 amino acids. NCBI's taxonomy places the organism in Eukaryota, Fungi, Ascomycota, Pichiomycetes, Serinales, Debaryomycetaceae. Gene Ontology annotation, molecular function: alpha-1,3-mannosyltransferase activity.
CACUUUUACCGUCACAUCUUUGGUUACAGCAACUUCAUGUACAAAUAUGCCAAAGUGGAAAUCAAAUUCAAAGUUUAAUCUCGCAGUUUAUGGUGGUGGUUUUCUUUGGGUUCUAUGCAUAACAUAUUUCAUACAUUAUAACUAUCUCCGAUCAGAACAUUCACUAGUGCCCAUUUCCAAUCCAGAAAAUAAUGCCGACUACCAUGGUAAUGUAUUUGCAGAGCAGGAGGAAGAACAAGAAUCUGAUAAAUCCCGUCCCGAAUUGACUCAUGAUCGAACUUUUUUGAUGUUAAAACAACUAGUUUCUAAAAAGGCAAAGGGAUCAGACAUGUAUGGGACAAUAUAUGACAAAAUAUUCAAGCAUCAUGAUUUAUCAUCCGUGAUUGCAAAUUUGGAUUUUAAUGAACGUUGUAACCUUUAUUUUAAGAAUUUGUUCUUACAAAACCAUGACUGGAAGCUUGAUCCUCAUAUUGAUUUGGAUUUACAUUGGGAUGGUGACGAAUUUAAAGGCUAUUUUCAGGACCACGAGACAGAGUUUCUUGAAGAAUUCAACAAAAGGCUAUAUCUCCCUCAAGAUAAAGAAGAAUAUAACAAGCAUUUUGAGGAAUUCGUAAGAAACAAAUUUAAGGCUUACAAACAACCCUAUUUGGACCGAGAAAUGGUGGAUUCAUUAACUACUUUUAGGAUCUUCAACCAAUGUUAUCUUGAUGGCCAAACUAAAUCCCAAAAAUUUAUAACCGAACAAAAACAAUUUCUUAAUCGAGUUGGAAAAGCUGCUGCUCCAUUUCAAGAAAUUCAAUCCGAAAAAUUAACUGAUUUUUCCACUUAUGAAUCAUUUGAACAUAGGGUGUAUCCGUGGUUAUCUUUUGAAUAUCCUGUAUAUGAACAUUGGAGUGGUGCUACUUUUUAUAAACCUCCAAAUUUAAAGAAGGUUGAUUUCCGUGGGAAAACAACUAAACGUUCUUUUGCUUCUAAACCCAAAGCUGGUCCAAAAUCACAAUUUUUACGUGAACUUAAAUCUUUAUCUAAUGGACGAGGUAUAAUUUUAACCAUGCCUGAAAGUCAUGUGGAUUCAACUGUUAAUUUGAUUCACUUAUUAAGAGCAUUAAACAACAAAUUGCCUAUUCAAAUUGUUAGUACCGAUGAUAUAUCCUUAAAAGCCAAGAGAAAACUAGUUGCUGCUGCUCGUGAUGAUUAUGUGACCCUACCCAAAUCAUUUGAGAAAGUCGCCGAACACUUCCCUAAAGAUUAUUUAACUAAAAAUGGAGGAUUGCCUAAACAGGAGCUCUGGUUCGUUAAUGCUCAUAAUACAAUCAAUGACCUCUAUCGUGACAAAUUUGUGAGUUAUGCUAAUAAAUUCAUUGCCAUUUUGUUCAACUCAUUCGCGGAAUUCAUGUUAGUUGAUGAUGAUACUGCCAUGAUGAAAAGUCCAGAGUGGUUUUUUAAUUUGAAAGGAUACACAGAAACAGGAGCUUACUUUUAUAAAGAUAGAACAUCUCCUGAACGAAGAGCAAUAAGUGAUGGAGAAAUGUUUCACAGAAUGAGUCCUUCCCUUGUUGAUACAAUCAUGUUUGAUAUUCCAGUAAUGACGCAACACACAUUAGAUCGAGAAUUCUUCAAAGGAUUAUUCCACUAUCAAGAAGCUGGGAUGGUAUUAGUGGACAAAAUCAAGCAUUUCAAUUCCUUAUUAAUGGUUACCCAAAUCAGUUUCUUUGGUCCCGUCCAUGGGAAAAUGUGGGGAGAAAAGGAAAUGUUCUGGCUAGGAUUUGCCAUUAAUGGAGAUGAAUCAUACGAGUUCAAUGAAAAUUUCGCCGCCGCAAUCGGUGAACUCACAGAUUUCCGUGACAGACAUAGAUCUGAUGGCUCUCAUCACCGAUCUCGAGAAUUAUGUUCCAAUCACCCGGGACAAAUAUAUGAUGGUGAUGGACAUACUUUAUUGUGGAUCAAUUCAGGAUUAAGAUUCUGUCAUCAAGCCGAACAAGUUGAUUUUGAGGACGAAUUCAAACUUGGAAGUCGAUUGAAAUUUCUUCAUGAUAUAGAAGCAUUCAAGGCUUUCUACUUUGCGCCAUUACGUAUAACCCAUGCCGUUGUGCCUCCAUUGACAGAUGAUUUACAACCAAGAGGUAAUUUCCAAGAUGAGCCUGGUUAUGGGUGGAUGAUGGAAGGAUCGUAUUGUCGAAGAUAUUUAUGGUGUGCAUACUCAAGUGUGGGUGGAGAAGGUCAUAAUGGUCGUGAUAAUUAUGUUGAAGGUACCAUUGUUGACUUCACUCAAAAAGAGCAAGAUUUAUUUAAGUAUUAUGGGGAUAUUUGGGUUGGCCAAGAAUAGAUUUAUUUAGUUAUAAAAUAGAAGUACGAUACAUAUUACGUUUAAAUGUAGGAAGUCGUAUUAUAAACUACUUUGUAGGCUCUUUGAUAAGUAUUUUUUUUUUUUCCAAAAAAAAAGAUAUUGAACAUGCUAUCGGUGAAAGGGGGUAACAGUUCAACCCACAGCAAUGACCAAUGUCAAAAACAGAAAAUCCUUAAGAAUAAGAAACACCAAGCUAUCCAACUAUCUAUGUUAAUAAAAAAAAAUGUUAAAUCUCUUUGUAAAGCGUGUCAUCUUUAUGCAAGGACAAUGCUAAUCUUCUCUGUAUUGUUAAAAUUGACAAAUGUACUAUCCCGAAAGAUAGUAC